This is a messenger RNA of Onychostoma macrolepis, 1098 nucleotides long. It is a transcript of the gene abcd4, whose product is annotated as ATP-binding cassette, sub-family D (ALD), member 4. NCBI's taxonomy places the organism in Eukaryota, Metazoa, Chordata, Actinopteri, Cypriniformes, Cyprinidae. Gene Ontology annotation, molecular function: long-chain fatty acid transmembrane transporter activity; ABC-type transporter activity; ATP binding. Gene Ontology annotation, cellular component: peroxisomal membrane. The record is from RefSeq and is a predicted model, not a curated record. The transcript has 5 exons. Gene Ontology annotation, biological process: fatty acid beta-oxidation; very long-chain fatty acid catabolic process; peroxisome organization. Bases 465 to 956 code for a protein of 163 amino acids.
GUUGUGUUGCCAAUGGGAUUUAUGUGCACAUUAAUAUUUUAUUCAGUGGAUAAAGUCAGGCAGUCCUGUCAUACACUUUCCUGUACAGCAGGUGGCAGCGGAGCCCCAGACAGCGCAUGCGCGUCCAAACGGAGACGAAGAAGAAAUGUUUGUGUACAUGUGACCCUCCAUGUGAUAGGAAAUUAAUGUAGAAAUAAAGUAACGCCUCAUAUGUUCAUUUAUAAACGCGGCACCAAAAAAAAAAAAAAUAGUUAGUGAUUUGAUUGAUAAUAAAUUAACAUACUUUACAACUGAACUUCAGGUCUCUUUGUUUAUGACUACAUAAUGAUUAAGACGCUGUCAUAUGCUGUCUUAGACUUUGAACCCAAAGCCCAUCCAAUAAACUCCUCUAAAAGCUUGAAAUAAGCAUAAAAGUAAGAUUUGACAGUCAGAAGGUCUCUUAAUACCUUUAGCAAACGUUCACCAUGCCACCCAUGAAGAACAGCAGCGUGAAAAGACCAAAGCUAGACUGGAGGUUUGUCCAAAGAUUGAGCAGAAUUCUGAAGAUCCUUUUCCCAUCCUGGUCAAACCAGAGUGUCCGAAUGUUCAUGACGCUUCUUGGAGUCACGCUUUCAGGUAUUAAACUUUUAACAUCUGGACUUGUUUUGUCUUCUGUGUUUGUUCAAUGUUUUGCUUUCAUUUCAGUUCAGCUUGUGAUUUAUCAAGUGGGUCUUAUUCCAAGUCAGUUCUACGAGGUUCUGUCUGAGAAGAACUAUGGGAAGUUCAAAAAUCUGGUGCUGUUUGCGGUUAUGCUCAUUCUGAUUAAUUCAACGCUGAAGAGUCUGGACCAGUACAUCUCCAGUCUGCUGUAUGUCAGCUGGAGAAAGUCUUUGACUGAAGAACUCCAUAGCACAUACUUCAAGGGACGUGUUUACUACACCCUCAACGUACUGUGCAAAGACAUCGACAACCCGUAAUAGACCAGCGCAUCAGUCAGGACGUAGAGAGGUUAUGUAAGCAGAUGAGCACUAUGGCGAGUCGACUUCUCAUUUCGCCGUUCACUGUGACCUACUACACCUAUCAGUGCUUCAACAGUGCUGGCUGGAUUGGAUUUGUAAG